Messenger RNA from Sycon ciliatum, 8261 nucleotides. RefSeq lists its product as uncharacterized. Bases 130 to 7362 code for a protein of 2410 amino acids. The record is from RefSeq and is a predicted model, not a curated record. The transcript is spliced from 6 exons. Lineage: Eukaryota; Metazoa; Porifera; Calcarea; Leucosolenida; Sycettidae. Gene Ontology annotation, molecular function: aminoacyl-tRNA ligase activity; ATP binding. Gene Ontology annotation, biological process: tRNA aminoacylation for protein translation.
GUUCAGCGUUGUUCUUGUUGAUCUUCAGUAGGUGUUGUUCGAACCACAAGUCCACGAUGGUGUUGUGAGGCCGCAUGUGCCGGGAAGUGUAGGUGAAGGCAGCAAGCCCGGAAUUGGCGACAAUCCAAUAUGCUCCGCUCACUCCAGUCCCGCGGUACGGUGUUUGGACGCGCACCACGCGUGCUCGGUUCCUGCAGGAGAUGCUCGAACAAUUCACCUGACGAUGAAGUUGUUCUCAAGGGCUGGGCAAAGAGUGUACGUCUCCACGGCAAGCUGGUGUUUGCACACAUCUCAGACGGACUGUCACCGGAGCCCAUGCAGGUCGUCAUGCACAAGAAACUGCUUCCCAAAACCGGCGACGUGUGGUCAAAGCUAAACACGCAUAUAAGCUUUGAAGUUGGCGGCAAGAUUGUGGAUAGCAUAGGGCCUGACCAGGACAAGGAGAUGAGUGCGAGUUCAUUCAAAGCGCAUGGUUUCUGCAAGUUGGAUGACAUGCCGGUAAGUAUCAUGACCCGCAAUCAACCGUUGCACCAGCUCCCUUCUCACCUGCGAGCCAAGGACUUUCGCUUUCAGGCAGUCUUGCGCAUGCGACACCACGCCCGCCGAUCUGCACAGAAGUUCUUUGAUGAUCGUAAUUUUAUCUACAUUGACACACCGACCCUGACUCCCAAUGACUGUGAAGGCGGUGGUCAAGUCUUCCAAGUAGAGAGUGGCAGGCGGUCGUGGCUGGCACCUUGCCCCGGGACCCAGGCACCCUCGACCCGGGACCAAGCACCCAGAUUGCGCCCGUUCCACCCAUCAGUGGAGCCUCAAGACACGCCACCUCCAGCCCGGGGAGUGUCAGUGAAACCGCGCGCAACCCGCUUCUCAACUCAAACCACUACUGGACUGUCUCAUUACCGUGUGACAACACCCAACCUGCACGGUCUGAAGCCUAUGACGUCAUCAUUACAUCAUCAGAUGAGCCGGCGCUUCUCCACUACAGCGUGCAAGCAUCCAGCAGCAGUCACAGCAACAGAAGCGGUAGCCCCACCAUUGGAACCGUCCGCAGCACAUCGUUCUCGCAGUACACCAACACCACGACCACCACUGGAUACAUUGCUGCCGGGACAUGGACAUCGGGGUUUUGCCAAGCACCGUGCAAGAGACAGGAAAUGCAGUGCAACUGCUGUUACCGCUAUGCCGACACCCACUGCACACACGCCGUCAGCAAUUCUCAGUGACAAGAUGGAUUCCUUCUCGUAUGUUGUUGGAAAGGCCGUGCCCAGUUCGUUGUUAGCGGCACCGUUUGCUACAAGCAGAACUCAGUUACCGGUCAUUGAAGACACAGAUUCUGGAGGUAAUGACGUUGAUAAUUUUGUCUCUUCCGCCCUGCUUUCAUUGGAGGUCCAAGGCAACAUGACACUCUCUCUCCGGCGUAAGAUGCGUCGUUGGAUGCAAGGUAUGGCUAAGCAGGAUCUCAUGAAGCUGACGAAAGACGUGCCGGGAGAAACGUCUUCUUCCCUUGCUAUUUUUGAUAAUUUUGUGUCAGCGGUCUUGCCUGUACUGGCUGGUCACUCCGAUGUGCUGAAUGAAAUGAAAAUGGAACUUCUUCGCUUGAAGUGGAAGCAACGGUUUUAUGACCGUAUGAAGCGCGCAAGCACCAGCACACCGUCAGCAACGGUUGAUGUGCCUACGAAUGCAGCUGAUUACAAAGUGUUUGCGCUUCCCUUGGCCGCGCGAUCUGUGCACGGUCGUGCAUCUGUGCAUCUGCCUCCGUCGGCCAGCAGCUCUGGCAUGACAGCGUCAAGUGCUGGUGUUGUGCGUACGCCUGUUCCUGUCUCUAGCAGAGCUAGCGCUGGUGCUGUGCACACGCCUGUUCCUGUCUCUAGCAGAGCUAGCGCUGGUGCUGUGCACACGCCUGUUCCUGUCUCUAGCAGAGCUAGUGCUGGUGCUGUGCGCACGCCUGUUCCUGCCUCUAGCAGAGCUAGCGCUGGUGCUGUGCGCACGCCUGUUCCUGCCUCUAGCAGAGCUAGUGCUGGUGCUGUGCGCACGCCUGUUCCUGCCUCUAGCAGAGCUAAUGCUGGUGUCAUGCGCACGCCUGUUCCUGUCUCUAGCAGAGCUAGUGCUGGUGCUGUGCAUACGCCUGUUCCUGCCUCUAGCAGGGCUAGUGCUGGUGCCGCUCGUCUGCAUGUUGAUAAGUCCUGCGUGACCUGGACAGCAGCAGCCAUGUCGCCCUCUUUGACCGUGGUGGGAGCACGCCGCCCUGUGGCAACGCGACGCACUGAUGAGGGCAAUGGCAGUGCUCUGCUCGAGUUGACCUCUGCUCCAGCAUGGACACCACCACCGCCAAGGAGAUUGUCUGGCAUUAUGCCGAAGUACGAUAUUGGGACUGGUGUACGAGUAUCGGCUAGACAGGACACGCCAGCUGCCUUGAAUGAGUGCUACGUGGAUAACUUUGUGUCUGCUGCCUUGCCGGAGUGUGCAGCUCACCCUCAUCUACUCAAACGUCUUCAUCGCAAGCUGUUUCAAUGGAGGCUGCACCGGGCUGCUAAAGCAGCAGAUCAGAGAGGCUGGGGGAACAUUCACCCUUGUGCUCUGCCGCCAGCUGUUCCCGAUAACAUGAGUGCUGUUGGUCACAAACCUGACCAUGCCGUUGCAUUAGCUGCCCAAGCUACAGACCUCGUGCAUCGUCAGCUAGCCGCGGUGCCUCUUACAGGUGCCGUGACUAAUUGGCCUGCGGUUACUGAUAGUCGAUAUGCUGCACCUGCUAGUCCAUAUAGUGCACCUGCUACUCGACAUUCUGCACCUGCUGGCGGAUAUAGUGCAUCUGCUAGUCGACAUUCUGCACCUGCUGGCGGAUAUAGUGCACCUGCUAGUCGACAUCCUGCACCUGCUAGCGGAUAUAGUGCAUCUGCUACUCGACAUGCUGCACCUGCUGGCGGAUAUACUUCACCUGCUACUCGACAUGCUGCACCUGCUAGCGGAUAUAGUGCAUCUGCUACUCGACAUGCUGCACCUGCUAGCGGAUAUAGUGCACCUGGUACUCGACAUGCUGCACCUGCUAGUCGACAUGUUGCACCUGCUAGCGCAUAUAGUGCACCUGUUUCUCGACAUAUUGCACCUGCUAGCGGAUAUAGCGCACCUGCUAGUCCAUAUGGUGGUGCACCUGGCACACCUUAUCCUAUUAGUCAGCCGCCAGUUAGCCGUCCAUAUGUGGCGGCAAAGGCUAAGAUCAGCAUCCCACCUGCUUCUAGCAAUGUGCAAGCCACCAACACAUCAACUGCUAGAACAACUAAUGCAACAACUGUGUUCGAGUGUGCUCCAAGCACUAAUCUGCUGAAGAAUUGCGAAUCAAAGUCACCAACAUGGAGCGCCUGGGCCAAAUCCGUCCAUGUGGGCACUAUUGACCAAGGUGUUGAUAACUUUGUCUCCACUGCUUUGUCCCAAGCUGCUGCAAGUCCUCGCCUACUGAAAUCAGUCGCUGUGGAGUCCAUUCGUAACAAUCAAGAGAGCACUGUUUCUGUUUCCCUUUUGCCGAAGACAUCCCAAAUGAAGCCAUCGACAUCUCAGGCUUGGGCCAAGUCCGUCCACGUGGGCUCUAUCGAUCAAGACAUUGAUAACUUUGUGUCAACUGCGUUGUCCGAAGUUGCCGCACAUCCACAAUUGCUGAAAUCCAUUGAUAUGAAGUCCUUCCGUGAUUCUUAUAGCAUUCAGGAGAGAGUUGUGUCUGAUUCCAAAUUGCCAACGGAGUCAUCUGCACUUCAGACGUGGUCCAAAUCUGUCCAUGUGGGCACUAUUGACCAAGAUGUUGAUAACUUUGUGUCUACUGCCUUGUCCCAAGCUGCUGCAAGUCCUCGCCUACUGAAAUCAGUCGCUGUGGAGUCCAUUCGUAGCAAUCAAGAGAGCACUGUUUCUGCUUCUCGUUUGCCGAACACACCCCAAAUGAAGCCAUCAACAUCUCAGGCAUGGGCCAAGUCCGUCCACGUGGGCUCUAUCGAUCAAGACAUUGAUAACUUUGUGUCAACUGCGUUGUCCGAAGUUGCCGUACAUCCACAAUUGCUGAAAUCCAUUGAUAUGAAGUCCUUCCGUGAUGCUUAUAGCAUUCAGGAGAGAUUUUUGUCUGAUUCUAAAUUGCCAACGGAGUCAUCUGCACUUCAGACGUGGUCCAAAUCUGUCCAUGUGGGCACUAUUGACAAAGAUGUUGAUAACUUUGUGUCUACUGCCUUGUCCCAAGCUGCUGCAAGUCCUCGCCUACUGAAAUCAGUUGAUGUGGAGUCCAGUCAUAGCAAUCAAGAGAGCACUGUUUCUGCUUCUCGUUUGCCGAAGACAUCCCAAAUGAAGCCAUCGACAUCUCAGGCUUGGGCCAAGUCCGUCCACGUGGGCUCUAUCGAUCAAGACAUUGAUAACUUUGUGUCAACUGCGUUGUCCGAAGUUGCCGCACAUCCACAAUUGCUGAAAUCCAUUGAUAUGAAGUCCUUCCGUGAUUCUUAUAGCAUUCAGGAGAGAGUUGUGUCUGAUUCUAAAUUGCCAACGGAGUCAUCUGCACUUCAGACGUGGUCCAAAUCUGUCCAUGUGGGCACUAUUGACCAAGAUGUUGAUAACUUUGUGUCUACUGCCUUGUCCCAAGCUGCUGCAAGUCCUCGCCUACUGAAAUCAGUCGAUGUGGAGUCCAGUCGUAGCAAUCAAGAGAGCACUGUUUCUGCUUCUCGUUUGCCGAAGACAUCCCAAAUGAAGCCAUCGACAUCUCAGGCUUGGGCCAAGUCCGUCCACGUGGGCUCUAUAGAUCAAGACAUUGAUAACUUUGUGUCAACCGCGUUGUCCGAAGUUGCUGCACAUCCACAAUUGCUGAAAUCCAUCAAGACACAGUCACUUGGUCUUGGGAUGGGCAACACCACCACAGCAGCAGCAGUAGCAGCAGAAACAGCAGGGAUUGCGAUAUCAAAGCGGCAAGGUUUGGACGGUAGGAAGCAGAUCCAUCCCAGUGCCGAUUCUGCAGGUGCUGUUGGAACCGCCCAGGCUGACAGUGCUCGCGUUGAAGAGAUCAAGCGUGUGCAGGGUACAACAUUUGUUUCGAGUGAUGUUGUUCACCUUGGCGAGGUGUUGGGUUUGUCCGCACCUGCGCCCAAAACUGUCUCCAAGGCCCGCCGUACGCGUUCCUCGAAAGUUGAACAGGCCGAGAGUGUGCUAGGUGAACAAGACCCUGUGCCUGUGUCAUCCCCUACUAGUGUUGUCGUCCCGCAGCAUACACAGCCAUCUCAACGCGCCCAGAUCGGUAGCGUGCAGCAGGAUAAGCAAGGUGCGUCGUCGCUGAGCCACGCCACCGGACUCGCUUCCAGCCCCGUGCCACAUGGUCAUAGCGCCGCGCCUGCCAGUGUAGCGUCAAUGUGCACUGCUCUCCUCUCGGAGGCCGAGCUAGAGCAGGCUGACGACAUAGAUGCAGGAGAGUGUGUACAUCGAGGACUGCGCACUACCACCACUGGCCAAACACGACCACCGCCACUGCUGCUAGAGUCUGCAGCCAAGCUAGCGCCAACGCCUGCUGACCCGCAGCCAUCGCGCGUUGCUGGCCAGCAAAGUCAUGUUAUUGAUAAGCCUGGAGCAGACGCCACCACCACCACUACCACCGCUGCUGGCUCAGCUAGUAUACCGAGAACACGAUACGAGCGUCCGAGGAACAUUGCACAGAGGGGUAUUUACCUUCUUUGGCAGAAGUUGUCCAGCGUGCUCCCGGCAUGGCCUAGAGAUGUGUUUAGAGCACAAGGUCAUGAUGUUCACCGCUCUGUGUCCAGUAAGGGUCGGGAUCGCUCUGUGUCCAGUAAGGGUCGGGAUCGCGGAGUGCCAGUCACCACCACGACCAAUGCUGCUGCUGCUGCUGCUUUUGCGGCUGAGACGUAUCACUCCCAGCGUUCUGCGGUUCAGUCCAUCCCUGUUCUCACUGAUGCCACGCUAGCGUCCACUGCCGACCUACAACCUGCUUCGUUUCAACCUAGCUCCGCGUUGAGUCCUGUGGCAGAUGCCAGCACGCAGCAAGCUUCGCUUCAGCCCAAGUCUAGUCUGGGUGUUGUCGAGGAACUGUUCUCUUCCGAGCCACCCACACUGCCAGAGUUCAUCGUGGAACCGUACGUGGAUGAUCUUACUGUGCCAUUCGAGGACGAGACCGUCCUUGCGCUGUUUGCUGACGGCGACGACACGUUUGUCUCGAGCGCCUUCCAGCAGCUCGUCAGAGAGCUUGAUGCACUGCCAGUGCUGCAUUCCGCUGUUGAGCAAGCGUCCGCUUUGUCACGGGCAACAGAAGCAGCAGCUGCUGCUGCUGCUGCUGCUACAGAAACCGGCAAGAAAGCAAGAAAGAAGAAACAUGCCGCCGGGUUUGUUGGUAGCACAGCGGCGGCGCUCCCGUUGGUGGAGCGAGAAACGGUUGGCGGUGUGGUGCGUGACGCCAGGCAGCAGCUUGACGACGGUGACGACGUGCACGAUGCCGAGGACAACUUUGUGUUGACAGCGCUGUACGACCUGCGACACGACCUGCUCACCAACCCGCCCAAGCUGUCGUCUCGCCUGCGCACCGAUCACGUCCUGUCUCUCUGGCAGUGUGGAGUGGUCAUCGGCGAGCAAGAAGCCCGCAUCGUGGACCAGCUCACCCGCAGCCAGUCUCUGUCGCCGUUGUGGAUGCGCUAUCGCCAGGAGCGCAUCACCGCGUCCAACUUCGGAGUCGUGUGCCGCCGCAAGAGCACGCACGCGCCCGCCUCGCUCCUCUCCUGCAUACUGGGACGCAACGUGAACAAUGUGCCGUUGGAACGGUUCGACGGCUGGGCCAUGCAGUGGGGCAAGGACAACGAGCACUUGGCCAUUCGCAGGUACGAGCAGCUCUUUAAGCGCACGGUGCGUCCAUCCGGCCUCGUCAUCAACCCGGCGCUCUGCUGGCUCGGUGCCAGUCCUGACGGCCUGGUGUCGGAUUUCAACGAGAGCGCUGGCCACCGUGGCCUGGUGGAGGUCAAGUGUCCGUACAAGUACCGGCAUCAGCGCAUCGAGAACGUCUGCACCGACAAGCUGCAGAGCCUGGAGAUGGUCAACGGAGUGCCGACCUUGAAACGCAACCAUCAGUACUACUACCAGAUCAUGGGCCAGCUGGCCGUCACCGAACGCCAGUGGUGCGACUAUAUCGUGUUCACGCGCCGCGACAUUCACGUCGAGCGCAUCUACUUCGACGAGGCGUUCUGGAGCGAAAUGCUGGCGACACUGACCAAUUUCUUCUUUAAUCACAUUGUCGAGCGCCUGCCCUAUUGUGAGCACAUGCCCGAUUGUGAUGAUGCCACAAUUGACGACGACAGCACAGAGCAACAGGAAGGCGAGCUCUGCACGCGCGGUACGCUGUGCCGCUAAUUUCCAACGCCAUCAUCUUAUUUGCUUGUAAGCUCUGCUAGGAAUUGACAUGGCAAUGUGUCCACGCUGUCUCCAAGCCGGUCGCAAGAACGGCCAUGCAUUUAGAUUGUCGCUGGACGACAAAUUAAGUUCUGGAAAACUGGUACUAGCUCACUGGUCUACUGACAGAAGCAACGCCAGUUUGACAUUUUUUUAAAGUGAUCUAUCCUUUCCUCUCCAUCCACUGAUUUAGGUAUGCCACAGGCCGUUCUUUUUUCUUUUUCUUUUUUGGGUUUGUAGUCCAGCUGGUCUCCAAAAUUCCUUCCUGAAUCCGUUUUUAUUCAUUGAACUUAUUUAUUUGUGUGUUAUUUAUAUUAGGAUAUGAUGGUUCCACACAUGUUAGGGGUGAUGGAUUUCUUUAGUGUUCUUUUUGAAAUUUAAGUAGCUUAUCUUAUGGCUGCAGGUCGGCCCGACUAAUGUCAGUUAUCGAGAGCAAUCUCUCUCUCUCUCUCUCUCUCUCUCUCUCUCUCUCUCUCUCUCUCUCUCUCUCUCUCUCUCUCUCUCUCUCUCUCUCUCUCUCUCUCUCUCUCUCUCUCUCUCUCUCUCUCUCUCUCUCUCUCUCUCUCUCUCUCUCUCUCUCUCUCUCUCUCUCUCUCUCUCUCUCUCUCUCUAUUUUCUUUCUUUCUUUCUUUCUCUGCUUGUGUGUUUCUACAUGUAUGUCACCCUCUGUCUGAGAAUACCAAAAGAUGCAGUUUUUCCGUCUGCGUGUGGUCACGCCAUGUAGAGUCGAGCCGUUUUGGAUUCAUAAUUUUUUAGUUUGCCUGUGUUUAUUUGCUAACAAUCAUCUCACUUGUCAGGCUCAGUUUCGGCUUUGCGUACCUCUUAACCCUGUUCCGCUUGAUUAAUCUUUGUCGCCUGUA